This is a messenger RNA of Suricata suricatta (meerkat), 942 nucleotides long. RefSeq names its product signal sequence receptor subunit 2 (gene SSR2). Lineage: Eukaryota; Metazoa; Chordata; Mammalia; Carnivora; Herpestidae. The record is from RefSeq and is a predicted model, not a curated record. Bases 36 to 587 code for a protein of 183 amino acids. The transcript has 5 exons. Gene Ontology annotation, cellular component: endoplasmic reticulum; membrane.
UGCGUGGGUCGUCCGCUCGGCGUUCCUCUCCGCAGAUGAGGCUGCUGGCGGCCGUGCUGUUGGCUCUGCUUGCGGUCAGUCAGGCGGAGGAAGGAGCCCGGCUUCUGGCCUCCAAAUCGCUGCUGAACAGAUACGCCGUGGAGGGGCGAGACCUGACCUUACAGUACAACCUCUACAAUGUCGGCUCGAGCGCUGCUUUAGACGUGGAGCUCUCCGAUGACUCCUUCCCUCCCGAGGACUUUGGCAUCGUCUCUGGAAUGCUCAAUGUCAAAUGGGACCGGAUUGCCCCCGCUAGCAACGUCUCCCACACGGUGGUCCUGCGUCCGCUCAAGGCCGGCUACUUCAACUUCACCUCGGCAACCGUCACUUACCUGGCCCAGGAGGACGGGCCUGUCGUGGUUGGCUUCACCAGCGCCCCCGGACAGGGGGGCAUCCUGGCCCAGCGGGAGUUUGACAGGAGAUUCUCCCCCCACUUUCUGGACUGGGCGGCCUUCGGGGUCAUGACCCUCCCCUCCAUCGGUGUCCCCCUGCUGCUCUGGUACUCCAGCAAGAGGAAGUAUGACACGCCCAAGACCAAGAAGAACUGAGGCGGCGGCCACGGCACUCCCUCCCGGGGCCCAGGGGCUCCCCGGGUCCCGAGGUGGGUCUCAGAGCAGUCUCUCCUCCCCUCACCCCGGCCACCCCCUCCCGGCCCUGCCUGCUUGGCGAGGGCGCAGCUGAGCCUUGCUUCCAUCCUGAGGCCAUGCCGGCAGGAAUGCCACUGGCAGGAAGGGCCCUCCCGAGGCAGGGAGAACUCUGAGGGGUCCGGGAGGGGCCUGACGCUGCCCCCUCCCCCCCAAGAGGCUGGAAGAGGACAUGAAGGCAGAGGGACUCUUGGAGACUUGCCCCAUCUCUGUCCUGGGUCAGGGGUCCGGGGUUUUCUAAUAAAAACGUACGCCACCC